Messenger RNA from Nycticebus coucang (slow loris), 773 nucleotides. Its product is annotated as all-trans retinoic acid-induced differentiation factor-like. The record is from RefSeq and is a predicted model, not a curated record. Gene Ontology annotation, biological process: positive regulation of osteoblast differentiation. Gene Ontology annotation, cellular component: intracellular membrane-bounded organelle. The transcript has a single exon. Bases 24 to 713 code for a protein of 229 amino acids. Lineage: Eukaryota; Metazoa; Chordata; Mammalia; Primates; Lorisidae.
AAGAAGGAUGUAGGGAACGGAAAAUGGCUCCUCGCUGGCCGGGCAAACUUAAGAGUCUGAUUUCCUGGGUUGGGGCCCUACUCCUCGCUCUGGGCGUGGAAAGGGCUCUGGCGCUACCUGAGAUAUGCACCCAAUGUCCAGGGACUGUGCAAAAUUUGUCAAAAGUGGCCCUUAAUUGUAUGCAGACACCAGAGUUAAUGCUGCAUGCCCGCUGCUGCCUGAAUCAGAAGGGCACCAUCUUGGGGCUGGAUCUCCAGAACUGUUCUCUGAAGGAUCCUGGUCCAAACUUUCCUCAGGCACCUACUGCUGUUAUCAUAGACCUGCAAGCAAACCCCCUCAAAGGUGACUUGAACAACACCUUCCAUGGUUUUACUCAGCUCCAGACUCUGGUACUGCCACAAGAUGCCAACUGUCCUGGAGGUAUUAACGCCUGGAAUACUAUUAUCUCUUACAUAGAUAACAAAAUCUGCCAAGGGCAGAAGAACUUUAGCAAUAGCACUGCGGACCCAGAAAUGUGUCCUGAGAAUGGAUCUUGUGCACCCAAUGGUCCAGGUCUUCUGCAGUACGUUUGUGCCGAUGGCUUUCACGGAUACAAGUGUGUGCGUCAGGGCUCCUUCCCACUGCUUAUGUUCUCCGGGAUUCUGGGAUCCACUACACUGUGCAUUUCCAUUCUGCUUUGGGUGACCCAACGACGAAAAGCCAAGACUUCAUGAACCACAUAGAUCUUCCUAAGAGCAACCUGAUCUAUCUUAGCCCUUCCAGGGAAAUUGCUU